AUGUCUCUCAGGCCCGAUCGAUCCCCAAACGAGGAAACCACAGAAGAGCAGGCCCUUAUUAAGCCUGAUGAUGAUACAAAGCCGGGGAUCAAAUUUAAGAUCCGCGAAAUUGAGACCGACAUCGCUAAGCAGCAAGCACUAUUGACUCAGAUCCGCAAAAAACUUUCACAUUCGGAGUCUAAUAUCGCUAUGGAAAUGGAGCGUCUUGAGCGAAUGAGCGAGGGUGUUCGUCAAGCAACAGAGGAUUUUGUAGCUAUGCGACUGAGGUGCAGUGCAUUUCGUGAAAGGCUUGGGUUGAGGGCGAGAACCAACCCAGAAUUAGACAACAAGGGGGACAAUAGAGGAUCUUAG
This is a messenger RNA of Coccidioides immitis RS, 351 nucleotides long. RefSeq lists its product as uncharacterized. Bases 1 to 351 code for a protein of 116 amino acids. NCBI's taxonomy places the organism in Eukaryota, Fungi, Ascomycota, Eurotiomycetes, Onygenales, Onygenaceae. The record is from RefSeq and is a predicted model, not a curated record. The transcript has a single exon.